AUGUCGUUCGAUGAAUCUAGUGGACCUGAAUCGUCGGCAAGUUCUAAAAAACAAUCUUUCAAAUGCAAAAUAUGCAAAAAGUUUUUGGCAACAGCUAAAACUCUCAAACAGCAUGAGAAGGACAUUCACGCUGACGCAAAAUGUUAUCCUUGUAAGCAAUGCGACUAUGUGACCUAUAGAGAAGCUAAUUUAAAACGACACUUACUGUCUCAUACCAAGGAAAAACCUUACAAGUGCUCGGUUUGUUCAUUUUCAUGCUCACUUGAACAAAAUUUAAAACAACAUAUGCUUGCUAAACACUCGGAAGAACGUCCACAAAUAAUAGAAUUGAAUGAUGAUGACAGUGAUAGUUCAUCUGUUGUAGAAAUAGAAUGUGUACUAGCACCAAGGAAAACUGAUCGAAAUGUAACCCAGAAUGAAGGUAAUUUUAUUGAUACCGGUUUACCAAAUCCCAAUCAAAUAAAAAUUACAAGAAUUGAAUCAUUGAGCGGAAAGGAACAUUAUUGGACGGAUGAUGUAAAACCUAUAAAACCAGCUACGCUACCAGAAGUUUUAACGCCGCCAGACGAUUCAUCUUCAAAUUCCUUGUUGAAAUUUCAACAAAAUUCUGCUACUGGUCAGUUCAAUCUUGUACUUCCAAAAGAAGAAGAAACUACUGAAUUCGCUGAAGAAUCUGAGACGAUCAACUUAUCAUCUGAUUUAGACUAUUAUAAUGGAGAGUUUAACUCAACGUUAAGACAUCAUAAAAUUUAUCAAUGCAUGGAGUGCGACUUUGCUGCAUUCAGUAAAAUGAGUUUCAAAACACACACCGAAGCUCAUAAUAAUAAUAACUCAUUCAAGUGUCCCAAAUGUCCAUUUAUUGCUAUUAACAAAAGCACCUUCAGGUCACAUUUUAUAUGUAAACAUAGUAAUGUUAAAAAGCCGUUUCAAUGUCAAAUUUGUCAUUUUUCGACAUACUUUCAAUCAGCUUUACAGCAACAUAUUAAAAUUCACGGUGCAGAUCGCUCUUACGAAUGUCAAUACUGUCCAUACGCUGCCAUUACUAAAAGUUACUUGGCAAUUCAUCUUCACAAUCAUUUUACUCAGCCUAAGUAUCCAUGCAGUAAUCUCAAGGAUCGGAAUCCUUUGAAAAAUCGGCUUGUUGAUGGUAUAACUUUUGAGAAAGCUGUUUCAAAGAGAUUUAAUUUUAAAAAACCAAUUAUAAAUAAUGACACUUGGAAAAAAAAAAUACUUGAAUUCAAACUGGAUAAAAAUAUUAUUUCCAAUGACGUUAUUUCUGAGAACUUCAACAAUCCAAGUUUUCCAGUUAUUUUGCCAGAUAAUGUAUCGGUACUUGAGGAAUUAAAUCAAGAAGAGUUAUCUCAACAAUCAAGUGAGCUCGAAUCUACGUGUAAUGAGAAUCCUAGACUGUAUAAUUUAUUAAAUGCAAAGUUUCAUGCUCAGGCAGAAUGUCUUCCUGUAGUUUUGCUUGAAAGAAUCCAAGUACCUGAAAAAAUAGUAAACACAUCAACUGUAAAUGUAGAAUCUUUGAAGAAACCAAAUCAAAAUUCAGUUGAUAAAAAUUCUUCGAGUUUUAAAAAGUCAAAGCCGGCGAUAAAUAAAAAAGAACACGAGUGCGAACAGUGUGAUUACAAAUGUAAACGAAAACGUGACUUUAUAAAUCAUCAUAUAUUAAUUCACUCUAGUGAUCCGCCAUUCAAAUGCCCAAAAUGUUCUCAUAAAACUAAACGUUUAGCGGAUCUGAGAAAGCACAUUAAAGUUCAUCAUAAUAAUGAAUUUCCGCACACAUGUCCACAUUGUUCACUCGGAUUUACUGAAUUGAUUCAACUCAAUAAUCACAAUCACAGAUGUUCUUUUGCCGCUGAAAAAUUAUUUGAGUGCGAGAUUUGUAAGAAAAGACUUGCUACGCCUAAUACCCUGAGUACUCACAAGCGCACGUUUCACUCAGCUGGUUCAUUUACUUGCUCAAUUUGUCAAAAAAAACUUGGAGAUAAAUACUCACUUGAACUUCAUAGAAAAACUCAUAAAAAUGGACAAACGUUUACUUGCCAAAAUUGUCCGUUUCAAACAGUUUAUACGACCAGCUUAAAAAGACAUUGGAGUAGACACCAUAAAGACAAGAACAGUUUAAUAAAUAAGUAA
Messenger RNA from Cotesia congregata, 2142 nucleotides. Lineage: Eukaryota; Metazoa; Arthropoda; Insecta; Hymenoptera; Braconidae. The record is from the annotation of a GenBank genome assembly.